Messenger RNA from Dermacentor albipictus, 3445 nucleotides. RefSeq names its product piggyBac transposable element-derived protein 4-like. The record is from RefSeq and is a predicted model, not a curated record. Lineage: Eukaryota; Metazoa; Arthropoda; Arachnida; Ixodida; Ixodidae.
GAAAAGUGUGACGCGUUGCAUAAUGAUGGUUCCCGAAAGUCAGCUUCGCCUUAAUACAGUAGUGCUACGCGGUGAAGCAUAAGCAGGGGACGGGGGCAAUUGUCGCGGGACACAGUUUGUAUUUCUUAAUUAUACACGCGUGCACCCGCCAUCUCCUGUCAUAGUACGAGCACCUAUAUGCCUAAUAAGUGUACUGGCAGGCAUUCAGGGCUUUUUCAGGUGUGCCUGUGGCUAUUUGAGCACUUAACUCUUUCGUUACCACGCGUAUUCAAAUCGAUCACCGGUGAUCGAUGCUUUAAACGGCCGAUUUCGACAUGUUGGAAUCGUUUCUCGUGCAGCUAGCGCCAUCCAGUGGUUAGUCUAGGCAAUGCACUUGUAGAACCAGUUUAAAUUUUCCCGCUCUGGCGACGUUUUGAUUUUUGAUGCGCCUUUUUGAGAACUAAUGUGGGCGUGUUGUUGCAAAAGGGGGCGUGGCGGCCGCGCUUGAGAAAAAAUACUGCCACUCGUGGUAAUUCAGCAUUAGCGUCAAAUUUUUGUGAUCAAAAGGCUCCCAGCAAGUCAAAUAUUGAAUCAUAUUGUCGGCUUUGUUAUCUGGCGGCGUUGAGUGGGGAUAAUUACCCGAAAAUGACGCCAGCUAUUCACUGGUGAGCUUUGACUUGGAGUCCGGGUGGUUUUAUUCCACGAAAACGCAUUCCUGAAGGUCCGCCACAUGUCCAACAUGUAUACCUAGCCUUUAGAGCCAGUUUGCAGCAGUUUUGGUUUCGCUUCUCUUGUUAAAUCCGCCAGAGGGCCGCAUCCGGUGUUACUAUCGCAACAACGCCAGUCGCUCCGGUCUCUGCCAUGGCGUCGUCGUCGGACGCAACUGCGCCGCGCGGAAAGCGUUCUGCUCGAAAGUAUUCUUCACCCGCACCUGAUUUUAGUGACGAGGAUUCGAGCUUCGAGUCCGAAGAUGACAGUACUUCUGCUUCAAGCUCUGACGGCGACGAUGUUUCGAGUCAGCCCGGGACAUCCGCAGCUGCUCACCGGGUCCGUACGUCGCUAGGCCAGGAUGUGCUGCCACCGGCUGUGAAGAAACUUCAGUUCACGCCAACAAGGCCGCCCGGAGCACAUCUCGGCCCAGCACUUCGGAGCAGCGCAAGACGCUUUACAACGGCGCGCGAUUUUUUCCUCCUGUUCUUCACCGCAGAAGUAAUAAAUACUAUCUGCAAGAACACGAAUAAAUAUGCUUGGAUGCAUAUUUUGGAGCUUCCAAGCUAUGCUGAAAGAGAUGGGUCGUGGAAGGAAGUGACUCCCGACGAACUAGUGAAGUUCAUUGGACUGCUCAUUUAUAUGGGCAUUGUGAACGUGCCACGCAUCCACCUUUACUGGAAUACCAGUAGGCUUUUUUCAGGGCUUCUUCCUCGGAACGUUAUGCCAAGGAGACGGUUUUCUGCACUUCUGCGCUUCCUAAGUGUCACUGAUCCGGAGGCGACUACUGUAGCUACGCACGGCAGGCUGCACCGCGUAUUGUGGCUUCUGCAACACGUGAACACUACAUCAGCAGAACUUUUUCAACCUGCGCGGAACCUCUCUGUGGAUGAAAGAAUGGUCAAAUCGAAAGGAAGAUCGGGUAUUCGGCAAUACAUGCGGGACAAAAUUGUAAAGUGGGGAUAUAAAUUGUGGGUGCUUGCUGAUUCGCAGACUGGCUAUUCCGUUCAAUUUUAUGUGUACGCAGGCAAACGGGAAACAGCUAGUGCAAGUGGACUAGCAUUUGAUGUGGUGACACAACUGUGCGAUAAAUACCUCAAUCAAGGAUAUGUUAUCUACAUGGACAACUUUUACACAUCUGCGUCUCUCUUUGCUCACCUGCUAAAUCGCAAAACCCUCGCUUGUGGCACGACACGUAAAGAUCGUCGGUGCUUCCCAUCUGAAUUGAAGGACGUGUCAUGGGAGAAAAAGGCAAAGAGAGGUGAUGUUUGGUGGCUCCGACGGAAUAACAUCCUGUAUUUGCAAUGGAAGGACAGGAAGGUUGUUCACAUGAUGUCAACAGCGCACACUGCCAACAGGCAUGUUACAGCCACAAGGAAAGAGAGAAGAGGCGGCGUGUGGACUAUCAUCCCAAUCGAAAAGCCGGUGCUGAUUGACGACUAUAAUUCCGGGAUGCUUGGAGUUGAUAAGUCCGAUCAGCUGAUUGCAUCCUAUAACGUUUUGAUGAAGUGCGUGAGGUGGUGGAAGACGCUCUUCUUUCAUUGUAUUGACAUGGCUGUUGUGAAUAGCUUCAUUCUUUUUCAAGAGCACCACCAGCAACACCUCUCAACACCAGAAUUGCAGAGGAGCGCCCACUUCGACCAACUUUCUUUUCGGAUGGAGCUCACCCAACAGCUGCUCGAGCUUGAUGAUGAAGAGGUUCCCAGAGUACAUCCUGUCCCAAAAGAAGUGCCGCACCAUCCGCAAAAGAUGCCGAAAAGGCGAAACUGCAGGAUGUGCUAUCAGGAACGCAAAAUCGAACAAAAGACAAACGUUUUCUGCGAAAACUGCGAAGUGCACCUGUGCCUCACGAAAACGCGCAACUGCUUCACCGCAUGGCACGAGCGCUGAAGCUGUUCCCGGUCUUUAGUUUUUUUUUUAUGUAGCUGAAGAACGGCGCGGUACAGAGAAUUAAUUUUUUAGACAGUAUUCCAGAGUCAUUGAUCUUCAAAAUGUAUAUUCUAAAUUUUCUUUCUUAAUAAUGUGUAUGUAGAUAUUGUGCCUUUUCUUUCUUGUUUUUAUCAACUCGCCACAAAAAUGGCACUUUUCCGAAUUUUUUGUAUGUUCCCUAAUAAAUUGUUUGCUUUGUAACUUAUGUUUUUGGAAAGAGCAUUUCAUUAUGUGCAAUUUGGCAUGCUGCAACGUGUUCUGGAAUAUUAUUUGUACUGGCAAAAAAAUUUCUUCCGAGACCUAUGAAAAACGGCCAUUUUCUCGCGGUAACGAAAGAGUUAAGGGCAGUAAAAAAACAUGCAUUUAUUUUUUCGAACUGCCCGAUUUUUCAGACGUUUUCGCGGCGCCUAGGUAGUCCGAGAAAUCGGACCUUGACUAUACAACCAACGAAGAGAUGCUUCAAAUGAUCUGUAGGGCGAAUGUCCGGCGGAAGGAGGACAAGAACAGAAAGGACCGAUGCUUGAGGAAUGAACGGGGAAGGAAGUGUGCCGCCACUUCUUUGAAGCAGCUUGAGCUCACAAAAAAAAGAAGCAAAAAGUAUUGGCUGACGCCAAGAUGCAGGUGUCUAUCAUUCAAACUAAAAUAAACUCUUUAAAUCAGUGAAACACAACAUUGAGGUGUUGUGCGCGUGCUAAGAAUAUGUCUGAACAGUUGAGGUGGACUUAACAGCUGUUAAGAGAGAGAAUCUCACUUGUGACGAAGCUCGGGCCUCAUACGAAUGAGCUUGCUAUCAAUUGAUAGAAAUAGCUCAUAUUCGAAAAUAUUUGCU